Molecule: messenger RNA, 798 nt
Organism: Micromonas pusilla CCMP1545
Lineage: Eukaryota; Viridiplantae; Chlorophyta; Mamiellophyceae; Mamiellales; Mamiellaceae
Exons: 1
Coding region: 1-798 (265 amino acids)
Molecular function (GO): protein binding
Source: RefSeq, a predicted model, not a curated record
AUGACGACGCCGCAAACCUCGGAUCUCGUCGCCGUGGAGUUUGCGCAGAUGUACCGCGAGCUCCGCGAGGCGCGCGCGGCGCUCGCGAAGAGAGACGCCGAGCUCGAAGACUCCAGGGCGAAACGAGCGAAGCUCGUCAGUGAGCUCGACGCCACGAGGGCGGAGUUCGAGGUUCUCCGGGCUUUACACCCCACUAAGAUCGACGGCGCCAUCGCGUGCGUGAUCUUCGCCCACCUGGAGGACCCGAAAGAUCGCGUCGCGCUCGCUGCGGUGAGUAAGGUGUUCAGGGACGCGGAGCAGUCCGACGCGUCGUUGCCCGGCUCAACUGAAGCGCUACGUGAGCUCGGUGACAAGUUUUGUAAAGACCACUACAUGAAGGCGUCGUAUUGGUUCCGUAAAGCGGCUGAUCGUGGCGACGCUGAUGCCAUGUUCAAAAUGGGAAGCUUCUACGCCGUCGAGUGCGGCGUGAUGACGGACCUUUCGACCGCGUGUGAGUGGUGGGAAAGGGCGUCCGGUUGUGGACAGCUCAACGCGACCUUCGAGCUCGCGGACUGCUGCGAGGCAGGCGUCGGCGUGGAGCGAAACGGCGCGAAGGCGCUCGAAUUGUAUCUCAAGGGGGCCGAGUUAGGCUGCAAGACGUGUCCGAUGCGGCUCGGGCGUAUCUACGAACACGGCGACUGCGGCGUGGCGGUGAACAAGACGGAGGCGCUGAAGUGGUACCGCGUCUCGGUGGAGCGCGGCGAUGACUACGCGGAACUAUGGGUGGUCAGACUCGAGGCCGAGCUCGCGGCGGCGUGA